This is a messenger RNA of Falco peregrinus (peregrine falcon), 2117 nucleotides long. It is a transcript of the gene AGA, whose product is annotated as aspartylglucosaminidase. The record is from RefSeq and is a predicted model, not a curated record. The coding region runs from base 152 to 1129 and encodes 325 amino acids. Gene Ontology annotation, biological process: protein deglycosylation. Gene Ontology annotation, cellular component: lysosome. Gene Ontology annotation, molecular function: N4-(beta-N-acetylglucosaminyl)-L-asparaginase activity. Lineage: Eukaryota; Metazoa; Chordata; Aves; Falconiformes; Falconidae. The transcript is spliced from 10 exons.
CGGGACGUGGCGGGGUCCGGCGGUGGAUGGUGGUCGCGCCCUUCUUGCUCGUCCUGUUGCAGCUGGUGGGCGCCGCCUCAGCCGCUGCCCUGCCCGUAGUCAUCAACACCUGGGCGUUUAGGAAGGCGGCAGAGACAGGGUCUGGCAGGUGAUGGAGCACCAGAACCGGCACAAGGAGAGGGAAGCAGGAUUGCAACUGUCGAUAGCUGCAAGCUCAGCUUGGAGAGUGUUACAGUUGGGAGGUUCUGAGUUGGAUGCAGUUGAGAGAGGCUGCACUCAGUGUGAGAUUGACCAAUGCGAUGGGAGUGUGGGAUAUGGAGGAAGCCCAGAUGAAAUUGGAGAAACAACAUUGGACGCAAUGAUUAUGGAUGGCAACACUAUGGAAGUUGGGGCAGUUGCGGAUCUCAGACAUGUAAAAAAUGCAAUUGGUGUAGCACGAAAGGUCAUUGAAUACACUAAGCAUACAUUAUUAGUGGGAGAGUCUGCCUCCCUGUUUGCUGUAAGAAUGGGGUUUCCAUAUGAAGAUUUAACGACCCAGAAAUCUCUUUUGAUGUAUUCACAGUGGCUUAAUCAAAGCUGCCAGCCAAACUACUGGAAGAAUGUGGUACCAGACUCUUCAAAAUCCUGUGGACCAUACAAACGGCCUGAAAAAGUAACUUGUAAAGAAGAACAGACCACCUCACGAAGUGUUCAUAAUCAUGAUACUAUUGGUAUGGUUGUAAUUGGUGGGAGCGGAACUGUUGCUUCUGGAACAUCUACUAAUGGUGCAGUCCACAAAAUUCCAGGCCGUGUAGGAGAUUCGCCAAUAGCUGGAGCAGGAUCCUACGCGGAUAGUACGGCCGGAGGAGCUGCAGCCACUGGGGAUGGUGACAUCAUGAUGCGCUUCUUACCCAGUUAUCAAGCUGUGGAGUAUAUGAGGAUGGGAACAGACCCAACAGUAGCCUGUCAGAAAGUUAUUUCCAGAAUCCAGAAGCAUGCUCCGAAGUUCUUUGGCGCUGUUAUAUGUGCCAAUACAACUGGAAGUUAUGGUGCUGCAUGUAAUAAAAUCCCAGGAUUCACUCAGUUUCACUUCAUGGUUUCUAGCCCUUUGCUAAGUCAACCAACUGAGCACGUAGUAGAUUGCAUUUAAUUUCUUUUUGGGCUAUUAACAUCUGAACUUGGAGGAGCAAAGUGCAGCGUUCCCCGGGUGUUACUUUUUAGAAUGGUUGUUGCAAGUGUCUACUAUGUCUUAUGGUCUGUUUUCUUAAGAACUAAGUUGCCAAAAGUGAUGAAUAGUAACCAUUGAACUGGAGCUUCACUUUGUCAUUUAAAAACAUUAUUGACAGAAAUCUGUAAUAAAGGGCAGGGAGGGGGGAGGGACUACACUGCCUCUACAUGCGAGAUUUUUUUUUUGAGAAUAUUUGUCUUCCUGAGAUUUAGCCCAGGUUUUUUUUUUUUUGUCCUGAAAAGAAAACCAUGCAAAUACUGGCAACCAAGGAAAGGGGAUUGAAGAGUAGUGGGGACUAUUUCAAAACUUGAAUUAAGAGAUAAGGAGCAUCUCCUUCUGGACCUUUCUAACUUGUUUCACAACAGCUGAUAAUACAUUAGAAUAGAGAGGACAUCAAAGCAUCCCUGGUAGUACAAGCCUUCAAGGAGUAUUGCAUUACUGGCUGUAUGUGAAGACAAAUGGAAAUCUUCCUGUCACCUGUUUUUUGUAGUGAGGUUAUGAAUCGUAAUCACAGUGAUGUCCUUGUCACUAGUAGGCUAUGUGCUUGCCCUCUGCUGCAGCACGUUUGCCCUGCCGAGGAGCAGCUGAAUACUAGAGCAUGACAGGUACCUGCAGCUAAUGAAGCUGGUUCUGUCUCUUCCUUUUUCCAUGUCUAGAGAUGCCAGGAUUCGUUUGCAAUAUAACUUGAGCAUCUCAAGGAUUGUUCCGUAGAUAUUUGAAGAUCUGUUUGAUAAUUUUCUUAAUCGGUGGUGCUGAUCAUUUGAUUGAAUCUUUGCUAAACUUCAGCUAGGAAAAGUUAAUAGGGGGGAGCAAGUAAAAUGAGCAUGCCUUGUCAUAAGCACUUUUAAUUUUUCUUUGUCUACUUGAAUAAAAUCAUUGAGUAAUAAAAGCACACCUUAAUGUAUCAUAA